CGCCAACCCUCACCCAACCCCACGACAAAUCAAGAUGGCAAGCCGGCCGCUUAACGACGAUGAGGUCCUCAGUGAGAUGAACAAGAUGGUCGCGUUCAUCAAGCAGGAGGCCCUCGAGAAGGCGCGCGAGAUCAAGGUCAAGGCGGACGAGGAGUUCGCCAUCGAGAAGGCCAAGCUCGUGAAGCAGGAGCAGCAGGCGAUUGAUGCGCAAUACGAGAAGAAGCGCAAGGGCGCGGAGGUUGCGCAGAAGAUCGCGCAGUCCACGCUGACGAACAAGUCCCGUCUGAAGCUGCUCCAGCAGCGCGAGGAGCACAUCCAGGACCUCUUCUCGACCGCGCGCGCGAGCAUCGACACGCUCGCCAAGGACGAGGGGCGUUAUGUGCAGUUCCUCGAGGGCGUCAUCGUGCAGGGCUUCCUCUCGCUGCUCGAGCCUGACGUCACCGUGCACGCUCGCGAGAAGGACGUUCAGCUGGUGCAGCAGGCCGUGGACAGUGCCUCGAAGCAGUUUAACGACAUCAGCGGCCGCACCGUCAAGGCGACCGUGGAGGGUUCGCUGAGCAACGACAUUGCGGGCGGCGUCAAGCUCGUCAGCGGCACUGAACGCAUCACGCUCGACAACACGCUCGAUGAACGGUUACGGCUAUUGGAGGACAGGAUGCUGCCGGAAAUCCGGGCAGACCUGUUCGGCUUCAACCCGAACCGCAAGUUCUACACAUAGACGCAGGAGGGCAGUAUACCCAACGACAGUCGGCGCGGACAAUGGAACGAGCAGUGCGCGACAUGUACAUAUACUCUCGUCUCAAUAUUCUG
Molecule: messenger RNA, 810 nt
Organism: Trametes versicolor FP-101664 SS1
Lineage: Eukaryota; Fungi; Basidiomycota; Agaricomycetes; Polyporales; Polyporaceae
Product: ATPase V1/A1 complex subunit E
Exons: 6
Coding region: 35-718 (227 amino acids)
Biological process (GO): proton transmembrane transport
Cellular component (GO): proton-transporting two-sector ATPase complex, catalytic domain
Molecular function (GO): proton-transporting ATPase activity, rotational mechanism
Source: RefSeq, a predicted model, not a curated record